CUGCGCUGCCGGAAGUGACAAAAUAAAGUAAACAGAGCGGCUGUCAAUGGCCUCGGACUUUCACACAGUUCAAGAAUAAAGGGACAGAAAUAAAUCUUUUUUUACUUUUUAUUCAUAUUAACAGACGUUUUUAUGAGAAACUGGUGUGAACACUAACGAAGGGACAGGAGUGACUCUGCCCUGCGAUGUUCACAGACAUGGACUAUGAAUUGGAAGAGGACAAGCUUGGGAUACCAACAGUACCUGGCACUGUGUGUCUGAAGAAAGAUGCUAACAACCUGAUUGGCAUCAGCAUUGGUGGUGGGGCACAGUACUGUCCUUGCCUCUACAUUGUCCAGGUCUUUGAUAACACUCCAGCAGCUCUGGAGGGGACGCUGGCAGCAGGCGAUGAAAUCACAGGUGUGAACGGGAAACCAGUUAAGGGGAAGACUAAAGUGGAGGUGGCCAAGAUGAUUCAAGUUGUCCAGGGAGAAGCAACGAUUCACUACAACAAACUGCAGGCAGAUCCAAAACAGGGGAAGUCUCUGGAUAUAGUGCUGAAAAAGGUCAAACAUCGGCUGGUAGAGAAUAUGAGCUCAGGCACAGCAGACGCUCUGGGACUCAGCAGAGCGAUUCUCUGCAACGAUGGACUGGUUAAAAGACUGGAAGAGCUGGAGAAAACAGCAGAGCUCUACAAAGGGCUGAUGGAGCACACAAAGAGGCUGCUCAGAGCUUUUUUUGAGCUUUCUCAGACUCACAGAGCUUUCGGUGACGUUUUCUCUGUCAUCGGCGUUCGAGAGCCUCAGGCUGCAGCCAGCGAGGCGUUUGUGAAGUUUGCAGAUGCUCAUCGCAACAUUGAGAAAUAUGGAAUUCAGCUGCUAAAGACCAUUAAACCCAUGCUCCAUGACCUGAACACGUACCUUCACAAGGCCAUACCUGACACAAAGCUCACCAUCCGCAAGUACCUGGAUGUGAAGUUUGAGUAUCUGUCAUACUGUCUGAAGGUGAAGGAAAUGGACGAUGAGGAAUACAGCAGUAUUGCCAUGGGAGAGCCCAUGUAUCGUGUGAGUACCGGUAACUACGAGUACCGCCUGGUGCUGCGGUGUCGGCAGGAGGCCCGGGCCCGCUUCGCCAAAAUGAGGAAGGACGUUCUGGAGAAGAUAGAGCUGCUGGAUCAGAAACAUGUCCAGGACAUAGUGUUCCAGCUGCAGCGCUUCGUCUCCGGCAUGUCGCAUUACUACGACGAGUGCUACGCUGUUCUGAAGGAGGCGGACGUGUUCCCCAUCGAAGUGGACCUGUCCCGCACCAUGAUCAACUACAGCACCCAGUCGUUGUCCUACACGGAAGACGAAGAGGAGGACGAGGACGGAAGAGGAAGAGAGGAAGGAGGAGGCAGCGCAGGCGGUCAAACGGAGAACGGCGCAGAGAAACUGGUCGAUGACGAAUGAGUGUGUUUUUGUGAGUGUGCGUGUUCUUGUGGAGAUGAAGUAACAUUUUACAGUCACCCAGCAGUGAUCUUUGCAGUGCAAUAUGGCAGCAAGAAUGGUUAGAAGUGUUUUGGAAAGGUGAAUACUACUGAAAAUAGCUGUUAUCAUGUGGCAGGCGUGUCUGUUGGUGUUAUCAUAACGAAAUUUAAUUCUCAACUUUCUCCUUUGCUUUUUAACUGUCUUUCACAAAACAAGGUCAAACAGAAUGAAACUUCAUCUGAAGCUGUGGACGGGUUUUCAUGCUGCAGAGUAGGAACCGUAUGAGUUGUGCCUUCGUAGCUCUUAGUUUAAUGAAGUUUAAUGGUUCUGGGCUGUUAUACUUUAACAUUUUGAUUUAUUUUUUACAGCAACAAAGUUAGUGGGAUUCAUUUAGCUACAAAGUAAAAUAUUAUUUUGCGGUAAAUAGCGUCACAAGAAAGAAAUUAUUUUCUCCUCACCAUAACAAAAACUGGCAAAUGUUCGUGGCUGUCGCAGACAUGACGUCGUUGUGGAUUAGAGGAUACAAACACUACAUGUAAAUAACCCUAACACAAAGGCUAUAAAAUCACUAAUGUUGUAUUUUCUCUUUUGUCAUUCCAACUUUAUUUAUUCAAUUUUUCAAAAUGUACUUUAAAGUUCUAAAGGGAAAUAUGGAUUCUAUAUCACAGUUAAUAUAAUUAUUCAAUCGUGUCUUUUAUUUUCGUCAUCUUCUGAGGAUUGAGAUGAUUUUGUGCAUUUCAUGAUUCACUGUGUAGUUAGAGGCGAUCACUUGGGGGCAGCAUCACAUCAGACCACCCUGAUCUGCAGUCAGCAAAUAGUGCACUUACAUUCAGUGAAGGUUUCAAGAGGAUUGUGUUUCAUGUAUGGUUUUGUUUUUCUGCAUAACUGGAAAGAAAUGCAUCAAAGGGACCUAGUGUGUGUUGUUGUCUUCUGUUGCACAGGUCGGCUCAUAAACAGAAAAAGCUGAUUUGUUUUGUACCACAAAUAAAUUAACAAUAACUUAAAUGUUUGUUGUCUAUUUGA
Molecule: messenger RNA, 2468 nt
Organism: Paralichthys olivaceus (Japanese flounder)
Lineage: Eukaryota; Metazoa; Chordata; Actinopteri; Pleuronectiformes; Paralichthyidae
Gene: pick1
Product: protein interacting with prkca 1
Biological process (GO): regulation of Arp2/3 complex-mediated actin nucleation; receptor clustering; dendritic spine maintenance
Cellular component (GO): neuron projection; synaptic vesicle; trans-Golgi network membrane
Molecular function (GO): protein domain specific binding; phospholipid binding; protein kinase C binding
Source: RefSeq, a predicted model, not a curated record